CCUUUCUACAACUCUCAACAAUUGUAUUUUAUCCAGAGUUUACUACUGACCAAUACAUCACACACUGAUGGCAGAAUUUUUGGUCUAAUGCAUUUUCUUGUGCUGCAUGGUAUCACUACCUACAUAUAUAAGUCAAUGUGACUUCAGCCACUGUUUCAACAAUGUCUAUCAGAUUAUGACACAAUUGGUUAUGAUAAAAAAAAAACAUUACUUUUAAUUGUAAAGUAUUAUCUGCAUCUAAUUGUGAAACAUUCAGUAAUAAUUGGAUUUAUGAAUGAAACCACAUGUUAGCUUCAUUUUCUGCUGCUUGAAAUCGUUUUCAUUAUGACACACUUGAUCUCUGUUGUUGUUAUUCUGUUUUUCAAACUGAUGUAACUAACUUUGACAGUUAGUCCCUUUUCACAGUUUAUAUACUUUGUUGUAUACCUUCUCUUGUUAAUAAUGAAAUUCAGUUCAUUUUACUUCCUCUCUGUCUCUGCAUAAUCCUUUCACUCUGCAUAAUCUUCAUUGCUCUCUGCAUUGGCCCUAAGAGUGGUAUCCAGAGCAAGGUUCGAAACUCGGUGCGGACAGCUCAAGACGUGUCAAAGAAGAAAGGUGUUCGUACGUAAUGGCUGGGAUGAUGCAUAGCAACCUACCUGUAUUUGAUGGUAAAGGAUUUGAUGAUUGGUGCAUCAAGAUGGAUGCGAUCCUCGGUUUCCAAGAAGUCGAUGAAAUUGUAAGAAAAGGUUUCAAAGAACCUUCCAAAGACGACACAGAAGCAGUUAAGAGGCAGUACAAGGAAAAUCGAAAAUUGGAUUGUAAAGCGCGAAUGCUGCUACAUCAGUGCGUAUCCGCAACAAUCUUUCAGAAGAUUUCAAAGGCUACUACGGCGAAAGAGAUUUGGGACAUCUUACAGGAUGGUUAUGGCAAUUCUGGGAAAGCCAAGAAAGUUAGAUUGCAGUCACUCCAGAGGCAGUAUGAGCUUCUCACUAUGGGGGAACAAGAAACAGUUGUAGAGUACAUUGGAAGAAUCCAAUUGAUUGUGAAUGCAAUGAGAGGGUGCGACAAGGUAGUGAAGGACAAGAAAAUUGUUGAAAAAAUACUUCGAACGCUAACCCCUCAAUUUGAUCAUAUAGCCUUGACCAUAGAAGCAACCAAGGAUCUCGAGCAGAUGAGGGUGGAGGAAUUGCAGAAUUCCUUAGAAGCGUUUGAGCAGAGGUUAGUUGAAAGAAGGAAUGCUGAAAAAGCUUCUCAAGGCGUGAGUCAAGCUUUACAAACAAGAAAUGAUUACAAACCCAGAGGCCAUGGCAGAGGAAGAGGACGUGCUCGGGGAGGUCGAGCUGGUGGCAGAAAUUCGAGUGGUGCCGACCAAAAUGAUGAAGAUGAAAACAGUGAAAACAAGAAUGGCGGCAAGAGAGGCGGAAAGUAUUCAAGAGGAAGAGGAAGAAGCAAGGUUGACAAAAGAAACAUUCAAUGUUUCACAUGCAGUAAGUUCGGACACUANNCAUCCGAAUGCUGGCACAACGAAGAAGCGAUGAAAAACAAAGGAAAAGAGGAAGCUAAUCUUGCGCAAGAAGCUGACAAUUCCGAUUCAGAUCACGUGCUAUUGAUGAGUGCUAUCGAUUCAGAUAAAGAAACGCAGCAGUGGAGUUUAGCACAGGAAAAUUGUUUGAACGUGUGCAAGGUGGUAGCAUGCAGCGGAGGCAAGUGUCAAGAAAAGAAGGCAAACAGAACACCCAACGAAGACAGGUGUCAGGAAGAGGAUGUACACGUGUCGAUGGCACAUGAAACGCAUCAUGCAGAAGAUGAGACUUGUUGGUAUUUAGAUACAGCAUGUUCAAAUCACAUGACGGGGAGGAAAGAAUGGUUGUUAGAUCUUGAUCCAAAAAUCAGAAGUAAUGUGCGGUUUGCUGAUGAUAGCGUUAUCAUGGCUGAAGGGGCUGGCAAGAUCUUGAUCAAACGCAAGGAUGGGAGAUCUGCAUAUAUGAACAAUGUGUUAUACGUCCCAAAUAUGAAGAGUAAUUUGUUGAGCUUGGGACAGCUUCUUGAAAAAGGAUAUACGAUGAAGAUGCAUCAGAAGCACAUGGAGGUGUUUGACGAAAGGCAGCAACUCGUUCUCAAAGCCCCGCUUGCCAAGAAUAGAACGUUUAAGGUAAAACUAGAUGUUGUUGUUGUACAAUGUUUGGCUGCAAUUGAUACGAAAGAGGAAGCUUGGUUGUGGCACUGUCGUUUCGGUCAUCUGAACUUUCAGAGUCUGAGCUUGCUAAAAUCCAAGAAUUUUGUGAAAGGGGUUCCAGCAAUACAAAUACCUGACAGAGUAUGUGAAGCGUGUGCUAUAGGGAAGCAUACCAGAAAUGAAUUUAAGAAAACUACAUACAAGAGAGCCAAACAACCCCUUGCUGUCAUCUAUUCAGAUGUGUGCAGACCCUUCAAUGUGGAGUCAAUCGGAGACAAUCUGGUUUGCAGGUUAAGAUUUUUAGAACAGACGAUGGUGGAGAGUUUAACUCUCACGAAAUGGACAGUUUUUGUACUGGAAAAGGCAUCGUACAUGAGGUGAUAGCCCCAUAUACACCACAACAUAAUGGCAUCGCUGAAAGGAGGAAUAGGAUGUUGCUUGACAUGACCAGAUGCUUACUUAAAGCCAAGAA
Messenger RNA from Vigna radiata var. radiata (mung bean), 2627 nucleotides. RefSeq lists its product as uncharacterized. The transcript is spliced from 2 exons. Lineage: Eukaryota; Viridiplantae; Streptophyta; Magnoliopsida; Fabales; Fabaceae. Gene Ontology annotation, molecular function: zinc ion binding; nucleic acid binding. The record is from RefSeq and is a predicted model, not a curated record. Bases 608 to 2536 code for a protein of 642 amino acids.